Nilaparvata lugens (brown planthopper) is the source of this 1689-nucleotide messenger RNA. RefSeq names its product 40S ribosomal protein S14a. The transcript is spliced from 4 exons. Gene Ontology annotation, molecular function: structural constituent of ribosome; mRNA 5'-UTR binding; small ribosomal subunit rRNA binding. The record is from RefSeq and is a predicted model, not a curated record. NCBI's taxonomy places the organism in Eukaryota, Metazoa, Arthropoda, Insecta, Hemiptera, Delphacidae. Bases 1162 to 1617 code for a protein of 151 amino acids. Gene Ontology annotation, biological process: ribosomal small subunit assembly; maturation of SSU-rRNA from tricistronic rRNA transcript (SSU-rRNA, 5.8S rRNA, LSU-rRNA); translation. Gene Ontology annotation, cellular component: cytosolic small ribosomal subunit; ribosome.
GAAGAAGGUAGGUAGUUUUUAGUAUUUUUGCUUAUAGUUUGUUUAUUUAAUUAUAAUUUUUCAAAAUAAACUAUUGAAAAUAUUAAUUAAUUGAUUCAUAGUAGGAAAAUUGAAAAGAUCUUUUCUCAACCAUUUGCUAAUUAUUCGAAUGUAGUCUAGCUACGUAGGCAUGUGAUCCGGAUUUGUCAUUAUUUUGCCUUAUAUUUUUAGUUUUUACCCAAAAUUUCCUUUAAAGGUUUAUAAAAACCGCAGUUGAAUAAAAUGUAGUAAUAUAUAUAUAUAAAUUAGUUAUUUAUACCAGAUUACACAGUUGCUUUGUUUCUUUGAAAAAAUGUGUUACUGUGAGUAAGGUUAGGUUUGAUUGUCGAUAGGUUUGUUAGGCUAUGUUUUCAUUUCACAAACUUUUUUAUAAGAAUAAAUUAUAAUUGAGAUAAAUUCGUUAAUUCAAUCUUACCUAACUACACAAUCAAUGUUUACUGGAACUUUUUCAGGAGUAGGUAAUAAUGGCUUGCGUAUUUGAGGUUAGGAUUGUCAACAUGUUUUUGUUCAAGUUUUAGAUAAAACUAAUUACAUAGCUUUUCCAAAAAAGAGAGGGUUAACUUAACAAUCAAUAUAAGUAAAAAAAAUCCAUUAUACUGCUUGUUAAUUUAUCAACUAAUAAUAUUGAUAAGCUAGUUCCUUUUUUGCUAUUAUGAAAGAAAAUCUCAAAUAUCUUUGUGUAUGGUAGAUUAGUCUCAAAUGAGACAUCUUGAAACUUCAAAUUUAAGAGUCUGACAUUGGUACUAAUCAUCACAUUUUAUAGUUUGAAAAAUGUUUAUCUUUCUAGAAACGCAAGCAGGUAUACACGGCACCAGUAGAGUCCCUAAGGCGAUAUUAUGGCUUAGUGAUUAGGGAUAGGACUCUCAGUACCUACUUUUAAUAUAACUAUAUUAAUAAACUUUUUCUAAUAAAAACUCAUGAAGAAAAUUUUAAAGAAACCUAGAACGUUUUAUUUUAUUUGGUAAAUUUAAAAACUAUACGUUACUUAUAAUUAGUUUUAUAACAAAUCAAAGGUUCAAAUACGAGCACAUUAUCCCUCUGGCCAAUAUCAUGACUUUUAGACCUGAUGGAAUUUCAAAUAUAACCAACUCAACUCUUCCUGGAAGUACCUGAAUAUCAGUCAUGGCCCCAAGAAAGGGAAAACAGCAGCAGGAGCAGCCUCAAGUAUCUCUUGGACCUCAGGUUCGAGAGGGAGAAAUUGUGUUUGGAGUGGCACACAUUUUUGCCAGUUUCAAUGAUACCUUCGUCCAUGUCACAGAUUUGUCAGGAAGGGAAACCAUUGCGCGUGUUACUGGUGGAAUGAAAGUGAAGGCAGAUCGUGAUGAAGCUUCGCCAUACGCUGCUAUGUUGGCUGCUCAGGAUGUGGCGGAGAAAUGCAAGCUGCUGGGCAUAACAGCUCUGCACAUCAAGCUGCGCGCCACGGGUGGCAACAAGACAAAGACGCCGGGUCCCGGUGCCCAGUCGGCGCUGCGUGCCCUGGCUCGCUCCAACAUGAAGAUUGGCCGUAUCGAGGAUGUGACGCCGAUCCCGUCAGACUGCACUCGCCGAAAAGGUGGACGCAGAGGAAGGAGAUUGUAGAUUCCCAAGCGGAAGUGUUCUAUUUUGCUAUUUUAUUUCUUUUGUUUAAAUAAAAUGAUAAUACACUUCUGA